AUGUCUGAAGUAUCUGCAGAGGCUUUUCCCCACUCCUCGACUCAGCUGAACCCUGCUGCAUCUCUCGAAGGGCUCCCAGCUGAGGACAACAUGUCAGGGAUGCAAACAGAGGACGGGAGGGUCCAGGGGAUAGCAGGCCUUGCCGCUACUUGCUGCGUGUGCCUGGAGGCAGAGCGAUUGAGGGGCUGCCUCAACUCUGAAAAGAUCUGCAUCGUCCCUAUCCUGGCUUGCCUGCUCAGCCUGUGCCUCUGCAUUGCUGGCCUCAAGUGGGUGUUUGUAGACAAAAUUUUUGAGUAUGAUUCUCCUACCCACCUAGACCCUGGGAGGAUAGGGCAAGACCCAGUGAUUUCAGUGGAACCUACUGCUCUGUCGCCUUCAGUGGUGCAUACCUCACCUUUCCCAGUACCGAGCCCUGAAACCAAGGUUGAAGUUACAGUGCAAGCUGAUAGUUCGCUAGUGCCCUCCGAGCCUUUCCUCUUGCCUUCUCCGCAUAACCGUGUCUUAGAUUUUUCAUUGUCGUCCUCCACCGCACCUUCCUUCCCUCCGCCCACGCUGGAGCCUGAGGUGAGAGAGGCUACCACCCUGUCUCAGGCACAAACAACAGAAACUAAUCUCCAAAUCGCUCCAAAACUUUCCACUUCUACAUCGACUACUGGGACAAGUCAUCUCACAAAAUGUGACAUAAAGCAGAAAGCGUUCUGUGUCAAUGGGGGAGAGUGUUACAUGGUCAAAGACCUUCCAAACCCCCCCAGAUAUUUGUGCAGGUGCCCAAAUGAAUUUACUGGUGAUCGCUGCCAAAACUACGUAAUGGCCAGCUUCUACAAGCAUCUUGGGAUUGAAUUUAUGGAAGCAGAGGAACUAUACCAGAAAAGGGUCUUGACCAUAACUGGCAUCUGCAUUGCCCUCCUUGUAGUUGGCAUCAUGUGUGUUGUGGCCUACUGCAAAACCAAGAAGCAACGGAAAAAGUUGCAUGAUCGUCUUAGGCAGAGCCUGCGCUCUGAGCAGAACAACAUGGUGAACAUGGCCAAUGGGCCCCACCAUCCCAAUCCACCGCCCGAAAACGUCCAGCUAGUAAAUCAGUAUGUAUCUAAAAAUGUAAUAUCCAGUGAACACGUCAUUGAGAGAGAGACAGAGACGUCGUUUUCCACAAGUCACUACACCUCGACAACGCAUCACUCCACCACUGUCACCCAGACGCCCAGCCAUAGCUGGAGUAACGGUCGGACGGACAGCAUUAUCUCGGAAAGCCACUCGGUGCUUGUGAGUUCUUCCGUAGAGACCAGCAGGCACGCGAGCCCAGCAGGACCCAGAGGACGCCUCAGCGGCAUAGGAGGUCCACGAGAUUGCAACAGCUUCCUGAGGCAUGCAAGAGAGACCCCUGACUCCUACCGAGAUUCGCCUCACAGCGAAAGGUAUGUAUCCGCUAUGACCACACCGGCUCGCAUGUCACCUGUUGAUUUCCACACUCCAAGUUCUCCAAAGUCCCCCCCUUCAGAAAUGUCUCCACCGGUAUCCAGUUUAACUGUAUCUGUCCCUUCUGUGGCGGUCAGUCCCUUUAUGGAAGAGGAGAGGCCUCUGCUUCUGGUGACGCCACCUCGGUUACGGGAGAAGUAUGACCAUCACAUUCAGCAGUUCAAUUCCUUCCACCACAACCCCGCCCAUGAGAGCAACAGUCCGCCACCUAGUCCUCUGAGGAUAGUAGAGGACGAGGAAUAUGAGACCACACAGGAGUAUGAGCCAGCACAGGAGCCUCCAAAGAAACUAGUCAACAGCCGGAGGGCAAAAAGAACAAAGCCCAACGGACACAUUUCCAAUAGAUUAGAAGUGGACACCGACACAAGCUCUGAGAGCAGUAGCUCUGAGAGUGAAACAGAAGACGAAAGAAUAGGUGAGGAUACACCUUUCCUGAGCAUACAGAACCCCAUGGCAACCAGCCUAGAGCCAGCCACUGCAUACCGACUGGCUGACAGCAGGACUAACCCAACUAGCCGGUUCUCCACACAGGAAGAAUUACAAGCAAGGUUGUCCAGUGUAAUAGCUAAUCAAGACCCUAUUGCUGUAUAAAACAUAAACAAAACGCAUAGAUUCACAUGUAAAACUUUAUUUUAUAUAAUGAAGUAUUCCACCUUUAAAUUAAACAAUUUAUUUUAUUUUAGCAAAUUCCACUAAUAGAAAACAGGAUGGGGAAAAAAACUUUUAUAAAUUAAAUAUAUGUAUGUACAAAUGUGUUAUGUGCCAUAUGUAGCAAUUUUUUACAGUAUUUCAAAAAUGAGAAAGAUAUCAAUGGUGCCUUUAUGUUAUGUUAUGUUGAGAGCAAGUUUUGUACUGUUACAGUAAUUGCUGUUCUACGGUAUUUUGCAGAAUCUUCCGACCUUCAGUUCUCCUGGCUUUUUUGUGCAUUGCGUCAUGGUAACUGGACAUAUGAUUUGCAAGAAUUGCAAAAGUCCCUAUGUUUGCUUGUAGUAGACUGCCCCCCCAAUCAAAAUACCCUGUAAUGACAUACCCACCAACAAAACAAGACUGUUUUCUUCUAUAAGAGGUUUUAUUUGCUUUCCGUAUCUGAAAUGAGUUGUGUCUGCUCUCUGCCAGCCAAAAGGUUUGCUUCAUUGGGCACUGGAAUAAUAGUACAUCAAAAGCAUGCUACUAUUAAUGACAGCAGGAUAACAAAAAUUGCAUUAAAUAAUGUUACAUAUUAGAAAGAGAGUAAUACUGUGAUUUUAAACUGAAUAUAUUAUUAAUCAGAAAUCAGCUUGUACUCACUAGGAACUGUCAUUACAUUUUUUUCCAGAUAUUAAUUGUCCUAGUUAUCCCUUAGAAAAUGGGCUCAGAGUAGCAGAGGCUGUGAACCCAGUAGUUUACA
This is a messenger RNA of Terrapene triunguis (Three-toed box turtle), 2860 nucleotides long. RefSeq names its product neuregulin 1 (gene NRG1). Gene Ontology annotation, molecular function: protein tyrosine kinase activator activity; chemorepellent activity. The transcript is spliced from 9 exons. Lineage: Eukaryota; Metazoa; Chordata; Testudines; Emydidae. The record is from RefSeq and is a predicted model, not a curated record. Bases 1 to 2064 code for a protein of 687 amino acids. Gene Ontology annotation, biological process: cell differentiation; intracellular signal transduction; nervous system development.